AUUCCAGAAAAUGGGAUUAGCAAUUCCACCACGCUUAUGGUUCCGUCGCAACCUGAUCAUUACAACAAAUUCCGAAUUUUUUAAUGCUCAGUGGCUCAGUUCAGUUCCGUGGCAAUGGAGUGGAGCUCGCUAAUGCCCUCAUUAAUGGCGAUAAUAAAUCCCCAAUUCACUAUUUCACUGCCCUAUUUCACGUGGCCCACGAUUUCAACUCUGAAAGGGUAAUACCAAACAAGGGGUGUUAUAAUAUCUUAUUUCUCCACUCUCAUCACCAACCCACUGAGCUGCGGGUUUUCCAGAGGCUAUCGGAUUAGGGAAAUUUUAGGGUUACAAGAGAGAAGGGAGGAGAAAUGAAGGUACCCAGGACCAGGAGGCCGAUUCAUGCCAUUAAGGUAUGGGUUGGGAGGCAACCCCCGAAGAUGAAAGCGUUUUUGGGGGUGGUGUCUGCUAUCAUCUCUCUUGUUCUUCUCUAUGUGAUGGUUCAUGAUCACAACAAGCUUUUUGUGGCCGCUGAGGCUGUUCAUGCAACCGGAAUUGCGGUUCUUAUAUAUAAGCUCAUGAAGGAGAGGAGUUGUGCAGGUCUUUCACUCAAGUCACAGGAAUUAACUGCUUAUUUUCUAGCUGCUAGACUCUAUUGCAGCUUUGUCAUUGAAUAUGACGUACACACAUUCCUUGAUUUGGCUACUUUAGUAGCAACUCUUUGGGUCAUUUACAUGAUCCGUUUCGAGCUCAAAGCCAGUUACAUGAGAGACAAAGAUGAUUUUAAAGUUCUAUACUUGGUGAUACCAUGUAUUUUACUCUCCAUCGUCAUUCAUCCGACACCACUAAGAGUUUCUAUUUUGCAAAGAAUUUUCUGGGCGUUUUGUGUUUACCUUGAAGCGAUUUCUGUUCUACCUCAGUUGCGAGUCAUGCAGAACAUAAAGAUUGUUGAGCCAUUCACUGCGCAUUAUGUAUUUGCCUUGGGAAUUGCCAGGUUCCUGAGCUGUGCACAUUGGAUUCUUCAGAUGGUAGCAACUCGUGGGGGACUGCUGGUAGCGUUGGGAUAUGGACUAUGGCCUCCUAUGGUUCUUCUUGCAGAAAUAGUCCAAACCUUUGUUCUUGCAGAUUUUUGUUAUUACUAUGUUAAAAGCGUUCUUGGCGGCCAGCUCGUCGUCCGCCUCCCUGCUGGAGUAGUCUGACAUAGAGAUUGUGAUGAAGGCGGCUUCCUGGCAGCAUCUAUCUGCGUUCGGUAACGGUAUCUGUACACACUUCUAAUCUUAUAGUGAACGCUGUAACUGAACUGCAAAAAACGGGGGGAUACUUCAUAAACUCAUGUGCAGCUGCAUCUUACAUUUUAGUAAUGAACAAUAAUAAUGAAGGAUGCUAUUGCCAUUUCACUUGCUUCA
Messenger RNA from Momordica charantia (bitter melon), 1382 nucleotides. RefSeq lists its product as uncharacterized. The record is from RefSeq and is a predicted model, not a curated record. Gene Ontology annotation, biological process: protein retention in ER lumen. Gene Ontology annotation, molecular function: ER lumen protein retrieval receptor activity. NCBI's taxonomy places the organism in Eukaryota, Viridiplantae, Streptophyta, Magnoliopsida, Cucurbitales, Cucurbitaceae. Gene Ontology annotation, cellular component: membrane.